CACGGACGUCGGGCUGUACGCCGCCCGUAAAUAAUCGUACGGUGUGCCGUGGCGAAUUUAAUUUGGAUUUAAUUUAAUAAUAAGACGCGGAUAAAGGCAUCCUUUUAGCAUUCAGGGGUAGCACAAGGUAGCAGUGUACCCUGAAGAUGGUCGGCGGAGUGACGGAGGGUGGACCUCUUAUUCGACCUGUCGAGCCCGUCUCGACGGCGACAUUGGUGACGUUAUGCAUUGGUGCCGCUUUCUUAUUAUGUGCUGUCGCUAUGACCUGGUGGCUCUGUCGACGACGUCGCGAGCACACCAAGUUAAGCUCGGACAAGUCCCUGGCGUUCAGACCUCCACAUCGGAAGCCGACGGCGGUUAAAAGCCCUGGCAGUACGAGCCAUUAUUUAAAGAAGAGUCCAUCACCGACAGGACCUGCUAAAAGCCCGCCUGGUUCUGGUGGACAAACUCCCAGCCCGACAGGGUCACAGUCUUCAAAUCCAGCAUCUCAACCUAGAACACCGCAAAGCGCAGGAACACCGGUACAAACACCUGUCGAGGUCGCUGUGAGUAUAGAGAACGAGCGCGACAAGGCUGAGUUAGAGAAUAAUGAGAAGGUCGAACGUGAAAAGUGCCAAACAGCUGAGAACGACAAAGAUAAUCUGGGCCAGCUUGUCUUUAAACUGAGAUAUCGAAGCGAACAGAAUGCGCUCGCGGUCACCGUGGUGAAAUGCAAAGGGUUGCCAGCCAGAGGUCAGCAGAAUGCUACCAGUGAUCCUUACGUGAAACUGCAAUUGUUGCCUGACAAACAGCAUCAUGUGAAAACUAGAGUCCUUAGAAAUACCAGAGACCCAGUGUAUGACGAAGAUUUCACAUUCUUUGGCAUAUCGCAGAGUCAGCUUCAGAAAAUUAGCUUACACUUCAUCGUAUUGAGUUUUGACCGAUAUUCACGUGAUGAUAUCAUUGGAGAACUGACAUGUGCUUUAUCAUCAGUGCCCGGUUUAGAGGAUGCGGACAAUCAGGAAAUAUCUCUUUGUCGAAAAAUAUAUCCCAGGAGUUUAAAAAUACAGUCGCAAGGGAGAGGAGAGUUGCUGGUCUCUCUUUGUUGGCAACCUGUUACCAGCCGGCUGACGGUGGUAGUAUUAAAAGCACGAAAUCUACCAAAGAUGGAUGUCACUGGGCUCGCUGACCCGUAUGUGAAAAUCUAUCUUCUGUACAAUCAACAACGUAUUGCGAAGAAGAAAACACAUGUAAAGAAACGUACGCUCAGUCCGGUAUUUAACGAGUCCUUCGUUUUCGAUAUACCGAACGGUGCAGAUGGGCUCAAUAAUGUCAGCCUUGAGUUCAUGUUAUUGGACUGGGAUAGAGUAACGAAAAACGAGGUAAUCGGCCGGCUAGAAUUUGGUGGACCAAAAUGUCAAGGCUCUGCUGUAAACCAUUGGAAAGAAGUAUGCAGCUCACCGCGACGACAGAUAGCCGAUUGGCAUAAACUGCGGGAGUAAUCAAUCUCUGGCCCUACGUAUCAGCCCGAGUUCCCGUCUCUGAUUUCUUUGAAUUCCCAUAUCCUCCUCUACUGUGAAACCGAUUCGAUUCUUGAAGCCCUAUGAGGUAGGGCGUUUUGUAAACCUAAUCAAUGUAUAUUAGGCUUGAAACGAACGGUUCCACCCGUGAUUGCUGUCAUCACAAGAAACGUCUUGAAUUUAUAAACGCAUUCGCACAUUCCUUAUUUAUGACUCACUAGGAAUUUGCGUGAUAUCUUUUUAAUCUUAAAAUAAAUGAAAUUUUAAUCAUGUUGCUCUAUUCAAGCUUGUCAGUUUAUAUAUAUAAUUCUUUAUAAUUUAUUCAUUUAUAAUAUUUUUUUUUUAAAUAGAUGAUAUAAUUUUUAAUAGAUGAUUAUAUAGAUUGUCACAAAAGAUAAUGACACGCGAUUACGGGAUGACAGCUUGCAAGAUGCUUUACAAGAUAUAAGCAUAGACAUUAAGAUUCUUGACCAGUUGGUAACGAGAUUAUGAAAAAGGACUGUCGGUGCAAAGCGACCUAUCAAUUACUAAAUACUGCGUCAUGUAGAUGAAAAUGAAGCAAAUUUUUGUGAAAUGCAUUGGAAGCGGUUUUA
Molecule: messenger RNA, 2092 nt
Organism: Acromyrmex echinatior (Panamanian leafcutter ant)
Lineage: Eukaryota; Metazoa; Arthropoda; Insecta; Hymenoptera; Formicidae
Gene: Syt4
Product: Synaptotagmin 4
Biological process (GO): calcium ion-regulated exocytosis of neurotransmitter; vesicle fusion
Cellular component (GO): axon; plasma membrane; exocytic vesicle
Molecular function (GO): clathrin binding; SNARE binding; phosphatidylserine binding
Source: RefSeq, a predicted model, not a curated record